CCCGUCAGUUCAUUCCACAACACACCCCUCACGCACCCCCUGCACCCCUGAGAUGUCGCGGCUGGCUCUCGUCCUCGUCCUCGCGCUCUCGGCCUCCGCGAAAGCAGAGGCCGAGGCAGAACCGGACUACCCCGCAGCGCGCCCCCCAACCAGCUACGGCGCCCCCCCUCCCCCUGCCCCCUCGUACGGCCCCCCUCCCGCUCCAUCGUACGGCCCCCCUCCUGCCCCCUCCUACGGCCCCCCUCCCAAGCCUAAGAACACUUGCCCCAAGAAGUGCUACGAGAAGACGGUUUAUACGACCAUUACGAAGACGGCCAAGGAGCAUCACACCUCUUGGAACACAAAGAACCAGUACGUGCCCACCACCCUCUACAAGUACAUGACGGAAACGCUCUACUACCCGACAACGGUGGUUCAGUACGAGUUCGUGACCCAGCCGCUGCCGGACCAGGUCAUCUACGAGACUAAGGUGGCAUACAACCAGGACACCAUCACCGAGGCUCACAUCACCUCGGUCCAGGAGAUGAUGCCGGGCACGCACUACUACAUGAAGACCCUCACCGAGUCACACUAUUGCACCCACAUCGAACAGGUACCGUACUACGUGACAGUGACGCAGCAUGUGUAUAAGACGGUGCAGGAGCCUCAUUACGUCACGGAGACCAAGGUGGAGCAGAACUACGUCACCGUUACAGAGGACGAGCCCCACUACGUCACCCAGACCCAGUACGAGACCAAGCACCAGUAUAUGUAUGUGACGGUGACGGAAACGAAGCAUGGCUACAACACGAUUACAAAUACCAAGACCGAGCCCAUGUACACCACGGUCUGCAAAUAUGGAUACUAGAGGGACUGGACCGUGAUUUCUGCUACUACUGCUACUACUACUACUACUACCCUACAACUAUUACUAUGCUUUAAUUAGUUUUGAUAUUUCUACUACUACUACUACUACUACUACUACUACUACAACUUCUACCCUACAACUAUUACUAUGCUUUAAUUAGUUUUGAUAUUUCUACUACUACUACUACUACUACUACUACUACUAUUACUACUACUACUGGUGCUGCUAUAAGUGGUCGUCUACUUCUACUACUACUACUACGACGACUGCUGAAACUAUCUCUUUUGUUGGUGUUUCUAUAAGUCAUCUACUACUACUACUACUACUAUUGAAAAAACAUUACUACUACUAUUCCUGCUCUUCUUGUUGUUUUUGUUACUACUGUUUUUGCAUCAAUAACUACUACUACUACUACUACUACAUCGACUACCAUCACCACCAAAACUUCCUAUUCUACAACGUUUCAAGCCUCUCAUCAAAGUGUUAAAAAAUCUCUCCAGUCAACGGAGGAACCAAACAAAACCCACUACAAUAAUUACCGUAUACUAUAAGUUCUUCGUAUCCUAUCCUAGACUUAAAUCAGAGUUAUUAUUUUUUUACGCAGGUGAUAUCAACGCAUGGGGCGGGCACCCUAUGUCUUGAUCAGUAACCUUAAGUGAUGUUAUAAGAUGUUUGUGCAUGUAUAUGUUUGUGUUUGUGUGUUUGGGCGGGCGGGCGGCGGGCGUCAGCAGGUGUUUGGGCGGCACUGCUCACGUUCAAGACUGUAUUUUUAUCCCUAUGGCGGCGAUUCGAGUCCGUGGUGAGUUUGCGACAUGUUCCGCGCAUGCUCAGACCACACUCCACCUGGGCACGUGUUCUCAGAAGCUUUCGUAUCUCACAACACACAUUUUCAAAGGCUACAGAGGAGGUUGGUCUUGUCUCCCACGUUCAUGAUUCAAAAGCUAGCCUUAUUAAACUAUCACUAGGCUCAUUAAACUACCCUUGGAAAUACUAACAAAGGAAGUAGUGGUGUUCUUAUAAGUCUCAAGUUCAUGAUACAAAAGCCUUAUUAAACUAUCACUAGACUAGACGAAGGAGGCAGUGUAGUUCUCAAAUGUGUUUUAUCACGUUUACUAUCCAAAAACCUUAUCAAACUAUCACUAGACUCGUUAAACUACCCUUGGAAAUAUUAACAUACAGGGGGUUUUCACAUUCAUGAUACAAAAGCCUUAUCAAACUAUCACUAGACUCGUUAAACUACCCUUGGAAAUACUAACAUACAGGGGGUUUUCCCAUUCAUGAUACAAAAGCCUUAUCAAACUAUUAUUAGGCUCACUAAACUACCCUUGGGAAUGCUGACACAACCUCUCUACCAAUGCCUUAAUGGAUGUAAGUGUAAGCUCGGAAAUGUCUGAGAAAAUGGGCCCUGGCUAGCGUGUUGGUCGAAGCUCCUAUGUUGCAACCAGUUCGAUUCCGUGCUGGACGUUGAUGGGAGAAUAAGCUUUGAUCCUCCUCUAAAGACUACUCGAUCUUAUGUAGGAAUGAGACUCGGCUCCAAGGUAGUGUUUUAUGCAUCCUUGGCUAGCUGGGUCUGGAUUCCCUCGUCUCCUAGAUAAACCAGUUCGAAUCCACGUCGAAUUUUGUGUAUUUCUGGUUCUCCUAAGAUGGCAGAUUCGAUCACUUAAGGAAGCUACUCGAUUCUGCCUCUUGAUGCUGUUUUGUUUUUGCUUGGACAGAAGUUUUGAGUCUCCUUAGAGUUGAAGAAUCUUUAAUUUCCUCAUCUUUUUAAGGAGUUUUGGAUCUCUGUCAAACCUAUUCCCGUUGCUAUUUUUUUAUUUUAUUUGUAUGGACAGUAGUUUUGAAUUCCCUUAGAAGUCGAAGAACAGUUUCCUCCUCUUUAUAUAGGAGUAUCGGAUCCGUCAAGUUUUUUUUUCUCUGUCUACUUUUUUUUUUUUUUUUUUUUUGGUUUGGACAGUAGUUUCGAAUUCCCUUAGAAGUCGAAGAACAGUUUCCUCUUCUUCAUAAAGGAGUUUCGGAUCUUCUGUCAAGCCUCUUCGAUCCUCUUUUAAACAGGAUUGGAUCUGCGUCGAAGUAUUGUCAUUAAUCCUUCAGACAUUAGAUUCAAGUCCACCAAGAAACGAUUCCAAACAGCACUACAAAUCCACACUAGGAGACUAAUGCAUUUGUUUGUCUUUAGGGAGUCCCAUGUUCGAAUCCGGGCAGAGGUUUCUUAGCUUUUCUCCCACUCCUGUCAGCAGGUUCGAGUGUAUUUGAUAUUAUUAUUAUAUUUUUUUACGUUUGGAUAUACGUACACCCUUGCCAGCACGCGAGGUCCUGUGUGUCUCCCCCUCUGUAAUAUAGUUUGAUGUAUGUGUUUGUAAAUAAAUGUUGUAUUCCCCUCCACGUAUAUUUUUGGACGAUGUAGUGUAUGCUUUUGUUUUGUAACUUGUAUACACGCGACCCCAAACUGUUAGAGCGUAAGGUAUACCACACACCAACCCCCUCCCCCAUUACCCCACCAUUACCACUGUUACUACCCCCUCCUUCGACCCCCUACACUAAGUACCCCCUCCCCUUCCCUCCCUCCUCCCCAGCCACAAAGUAUCCAAGCCAGUCGCAAUAUUACCAAUAAACUGAUAUUUUUUA
This is a messenger RNA of Eriocheir sinensis (Chinese mitten crab), 3472 nucleotides long. RefSeq names its product adhesive plaque matrix protein-like. Bases 53 to 847 code for a protein of 264 amino acids. NCBI's taxonomy places the organism in Eukaryota, Metazoa, Arthropoda, Malacostraca, Decapoda, Varunidae. The transcript is spliced from 6 exons. The record is from RefSeq and is a predicted model, not a curated record.